AUAAAGGAUAUCAAGGAUCCAGAAAAACCUCAGACUUUGGAAGAACUUGAUGUUGUACAGGAAGAAUGUGUAAAAGUAAAAAGCAUGGAGGAACACAAACUUAUCACUAUCACAUUCACACCGACUGUUCAACAUUGCUCUCUUGCAACUCUUAUUGGAUUAUGUCUAAGAGUUAAGCUUGAAAGGACAUUGCCAGAUAAGUUCAAGCUGGAUAUAUACUUAGCCAAGGGAAGCCACUCAACUGAACAAGAAAUUAAUAAACAAAUCAACGACAAAGAAAGAGUAGCGGCCGCCAUGGAAAAUCCAAACCUACGAAAGAUAGUUGAAAACUGCAUCGAAGAUGAGGGAUAAUCAAUAAUGAGGGAUAAUCAAUAAUGAGGGAUAAUCGAAGAUGAUAAGGUUUUUUAAUGUGCGUAUAAAUAUUCGAAAGUUCUUCUUUGAUAUGUCCUUUUUCUUUGACUGUGGUGAAAUGUAGACUUUCAAGACUGCUUUUACGUUUGACGAAAUUAUACACCCUUUUAAUAAGUCCCCAGGUAUUGUCUUCUCCGCACUCUUAAGUCAAAUGUCAAAUGUUUCUUUUGAAAUUUUUACAAUACAAAAGGAAUUCUAAAAGAAUAAAUUUGACGUCAAAUGCGUAGAACACAAUACCUCGGGACUUMUUAAAGUGUGUAUAGAGUGAUCAACUGUACAAACUAAAUAGUGCUAUUUAAUUGUAUUUAGUAAAUCGUGCAUGCGGUAGAGUGAUCGCUCUUAAUCCGUGCAACUGUACAAAGUAAAUARUUCUUUUUAGUUGUAUUUAUAAAUCGUGCAUGCGGUACGCAAAUAAAAUUGAAUGGAAACAAAUGGAGCAUUCAAAGCCGUCUUGGUUCAGGUCCACUUUUAGUACAAAUUAUAGUACUACUUAGAUUUUGUACAGUUGCACGGUUUAAGUGCGAUCACUCUAUCAGUUAAAAYUAUUGGAUGAGGUUUCUCGUGAUAUCCCAAGUUAUCAAAUCAAGGCAAGUGUAAUUCAAUAAUUGUUAUAUUAUAGAUAGUUAUAAAUUGUUUGCAAUUUUGAAAAGAAGACUCUAGCAAAAUAAGUCAUGUAAAAGCUCAAUAGACUUCUGAACCUUUUACGUCAAUACUUGAUUUUCCAUGCAUUGUGAGAUAAGCUGAAGAAAACAAAACUCCGCCAUGUUUUUCCCCAGAAAUAUCCUACAAUGCAUUGGGURUACGGGGCAUGACGUAAAMGCUUCAGAGGUCUAUGUUAAUGCACGUUGACGCUUGCGAUUUUUGCAGCGCGAURAUCGCCUCUUUACUAUGGCGCAACUAAAAUCGUACGGGUAAACAGCCCAGCGAUUGUUGCAAAGUAGCAAAGAGCGUAUUUUUUUUAGCGGCCAGCUAUGCAGAGCGUGCGCAGAUUAAAUUUACCUUSACAGUAAUCGAGGCUGUCUAAUUGUGAAAAUUACGUGUAUCCUGUUAACGAAUCAGAUUUGAGAUAAUUUAAAAUACAAUGGUUUUUUUGUAAUCGUUAAUAUGCCGCCUUUUUAACCUCGACAAAUAUGAUCGACGUAAGCAAUAGCAAAAGUACGGUAUUCUAUGGUACGGUAUUCUAUGGUACGGUAUUCUAUGGUAUGAAUAUUUGCUCAGUGGUGUUUAGAAUUCGCGAAGUUUAGUGAGAAUGAAGAUGGUGUUAGAGUGCAAUUUUGUCAGCGACUUGUCUUGAGACACAAGCUGCGCAGAAAACUAUAACCAUGUUGCACUGUUAAAUUUCCAUAGCGUCUUGCAAACUUUUUUGGGUGAGAUAAGCUGGGAGAAGCAUCGCGCAUUAUCUAACAGAACGCGUGACUCGAAAAUUACGAGAAGUAGCUGGAGGGUGAUACGCUGUAUUAUCAUAUGACCCGUAUUUCGGCCCUACGCGCGCUCUCAYUGAAACCUUUGGAAAAUGGUCACGUGAUGGGGUCCGUACGCCUUUUCGCGAUAGGUCCGUACAAAYCCGUAUUUUCCCGGCUUGAAGUUCCGCGCGCUUUUAUUUAUUUUUUUACAUUACAAAACGCUGUCAUAUGAUAAAAUGCUUAUUGACUGAGUUAGGUCGCUCCCACUCAGUCAAUAAGUACAUAUUAUUCUAGUAACAUGUGUCUCAACAACGUUGUGAGGCAAAUUGCUAAGAAAAUUGCACAGUGUAACAGGACCUUGCGGUAUCUGAACGUGGUUGAUUUCAGAUUCAAAAUAAAACAAUUUUCAAUUGCUAUUAAAUUGACAAGAAUAACAAUUGAAUUAUUGGACAAUAUGCAUUUAGAUACACGGAUGGUAUAUCAAACCUAGAUAUAAUAACAGCGAUCUUGACGGAUGGCUUUACUUUCACCGAGCACCUUCAGCUCAACCRCAGCUCGCGCACGUUGAAGCCAGUAAACGUUAUCAAACUGCAGGACCUGGUCUGAGCUUCAUAACGCUGAGGUACCUCGACCGCUAAAGCAGUUUUCUGUUAUAAUGCCUCCAAGGUUUAUUCUGCACUUCUAUCGAAAAUGAUCAAUUUGCAAAAAAUGUCACCUCCAAAAACAUCCUUCAAUUAGAAAAUAUAAUCUUUGAGGUGCAGAGUUCCGACAACUCAUAAAAUUUAACAAAGAAAUCUAUGUUGGGGGUACAAACGUUUGCAGUACCGCAUGAUUUCCAUAUGUACAUGUAGUACGGGGGUGAGUUUGCGGUGCUUAGUUUAGUUUGAGGUACUCGACGCAAGGUUUGUUCCGUAGAAUGCGCGGGGUUUGUUAAACAGCAGAUUUGCAGAUUGAAAUAAAUAAAUGUGAACCUCUA
Molecule: messenger RNA, 2790 nt
Organism: Exaiptasia diaphana
Lineage: Eukaryota; Metazoa; Cnidaria; Anthozoa; Actiniaria; Aiptasiidae
Product: cytosolic iron-sulfur assembly component 2A
Source: RefSeq, a predicted model, not a curated record